This is a messenger RNA of Nanorana parkeri, 1929 nucleotides long. Its product is annotated as zinc metalloproteinase-disintegrin-like batroxstatin-2. Gene Ontology annotation, biological process: proteolysis. Lineage: Eukaryota; Metazoa; Chordata; Amphibia; Anura; Dicroglossidae. The record is from RefSeq and is a predicted model, not a curated record. Gene Ontology annotation, molecular function: metalloendopeptidase activity. Gene Ontology annotation, cellular component: plasma membrane. The coding region runs from base 13 to 1929 and encodes 638 amino acids. The transcript is spliced from 19 exons.
CACACGGUGACAAUGCUGGGACCUCUGCUAUUGCUGCUCGCCCUGCGGGACAGCCUGGUUUUGGGAUUUCAUUCAUUUCCCGGGGAACAAAGAUAUGAGGUGGUUUAUCCUCGGAAGCUUCAUACUCAGCACAAGAGAGACACACAGAGCAAAUAUCCAGACCUGGUGCAUUAUGGGUUAGAAUUUAAUGGACGGCCACUAGAACUUCAGCUGCAAAAGACUGAAGACCUGCUAACUAACAACUAUACAGAGACCCAUUAUCUGGAUGAUGGUACUCCAGUGACUACAAGCCCAGAAUGGCAGGAUCACUGCUAUUAUCAGGGUCAUGUGAAGAAUGACAAUAACUCACAAGUCAGCCUCAGUGUGUGCCAUGGGUUAAGUGGUUUUAUCAUGACACAAGAACAGAAGCUGUUGAUUGAACCUUUGAACAAGACAGAGGAUGGCGCACACGCUGUGUAUACUUAUCAAGCCCAGGAGGCCCCCAAAACCUGUGGUGUGGAUGAUACCAUGUACAAUGAUUCUAUACAGACCAAGAUAUCAUUUUCCAUUAGCAAUGCUGAGAAAACGGCAUUCCUCAGGGCAAGAAAAUAUAUUGAGCUGUAUAUUGUGGCUGAUUAUUCCAUGUUCAUCAAAUACAAAAGCAACAAAGCACUGCUCCGGGAACGAGUAUAUGGAAUUGUUAAUUUUGUCAACUUGGUAUACAAACCCUUAAAUAUUUUUGUGGCACUGACUGGACUGGAGAUCUGGGAUACGGGAGACCAAUUUCAAGUUGUCACAUUGGCUAACACAAUUCUAAACGAUUUUUCUAAAUGGAGGGAAAAUGAUUUGCUGCCCAGGAAACCCAACGACAAUGCCCAGUUCCUGACGCACACUGACUUUGAUGGUGCUACAGUGGGACUAGCCUGGGUCAGCACUAUGUGCCAAGACUUUCACUCCACAGGAGUCAUCCAGGAUCACUCUAUAGAAUAUGUUCCUGUGGGAGCGACUAUUGCUCAUGAGAUGGGACACAAUCUGGGAAUGGAUCACGAUGGCAUUUCGUGCCUCUGCAGUUCUAAGUCUUGUAUCAUGGCGCCUACUUUGAGUUAUAACACUCCACGAGAGUUCAGCUCCUGCAGUCACCAGAACUAUCAGGACUUUCUCCUGAAAAAUAUGCCGCUCUGUAUGAGGGACAUGCCAGACAAAAAAGACAUUGUGAGCGCUGCGUUUUGUGGAAAUAAAUUCACAGAAGUGGGGGAGGAAUGUGACUGCGGUACAGUGGAGGAAUGCACCAACAAGUGCUGUGAUGCCAAAACCUGCAAAGUCAAAGAAAAUGCUCAGUGCGCAGAGGGAGAGUGCUGCUCUGAUUGCAAGCUGAAGACUGCAGGAUCCGUGUGCAGGGCUGCUACAGAUGACUGCGACUUGUCGGACAUGUGUGACGGGACGUCUGCCACGUGUCCCUCGGACCGCUUCCGGAUCAAUGGAUUUCCAUGCAGAAAUGGGGAGGGGCACUGCUACAACGGCAAAUGUCCCACUCACCAAAGUCAAUGUCUGAUGCACUGGGGGCAAGGGUGGGUUGCCGGGUCUGAUACCUGCUUUUCAUUAAACACAAGAGGAAGGGAAGGGUUUUGCCGCCACAAUGGAGUCAAUGUCCGUUGCCCAGUCAAGGAUGUGAACUGCGGAGUGCUGUUCUGCUCCAGAGCCAGCUCUCGUCCUGUACAUACGGACUGUAAUACCCGUAACCCUCCGGUGCUGGUGAAGGAUGGGACCCGAUGUGGAGAGGAAAGUGUCUGUCAAAGCGGAAGUUGUACCAGUAUUGAUGCAGCCUACAAGUCCAGGGACUGCUCUGCUAAGUGUCCCAAAAAUGCAGUAUGUGACCAUGAACUGAAAUGCCAUUGUGAGGAAGGCUGGGCAGCCCCCAACUGUGACACCCGUGCCAGUCAAGUAGAUUGA